GGGGAGCCUUGCUGCAGGACGGGACCUAGAGCAAGCAUCUCUUGAGUCUUACCCUUUGAAGCGCUAUCCGAGCUACGGAGGCUGUCUACACCACCUACAUCUCCACGGCGAUCAAAUCUGCCUGCCCACCCCAGUACGAAUAUACAUAUAACUAGAUCCCAUACCUCCUCUUCCCAGGUUGGUGGGACCAGUGCGACCUCAGAUAUUGACAUUGCAUCUGCCAACAGGACGACCACCAUCAUGGCUCCCAAUGCAACUGGCCGCGUCGCUGCCAAGGUGCUCGGUAUUGACCUCGACUACCGCAACGAACACCAGGAGCCUCUCGUCUCCGGGGGCGCUUCCAUAUCCAGCGUCGAGACAUAUGUUGAAAGAGAGCCCACUGUUGCCGAGUGGUUCUCGCAAUUCCGACCUACGGGCGCAGGAGUCAAGCAUUAUCUUCGCAGUCUGUUCCCAUUCUGGAACUGGAUCUUCCAUUACAACUUAACAUGGCUGUUGGGCGACGUAAUCGCUGGUGUCACUGUCGGUUUCGUUGUCAUUCCUCAGGGUAUGGCUUAUGCCAUAUUGGCUAAGCUUCCACCGGAGUAUGGACUAUACACCUCCUUCGUCGGCUUUUUAUUGUACUGGGCUUUUGCUACCUCCAAAGAUAUCACCAUCGGAACUGUCGCUGUCAUGUCAACCAUUGUUGGUAACAUUGUCAUCAAAGUCCAGGACGAACACCCCGAGAUGAAGGCCCCUGCCAUCGCCAGUGCCCUGGCGGUGAUAUCUGGCGCCGUCCUACUCUUCAUUGGUCUCAUUCGAGCGGGAUGGAUUGUCGAGUUCAUUCCACUUGUUGCUAUCACGUCCUUCAUGACUGGUGCUGCCAUCAGUAUUGGUGUUGGCCAGGUUCCCGGAAUGAUGGGCAUUCCCAAUAUCAACACCCGUGGUGCAACCUACCGAGUCAUCAUCGACACUUUGAAAGGCCUUCCGAACACCAAGUUAGAUGCGGCCAUUGGCCUUACUGCGCUGACGAUGUUGUAUGGCAUCCGCGCCUUCUGCAACUUCAUGACCAAGAAGCAGCCCAACAAGAAGAAGCUGUGGUUUUUCCUCUCGACCCUACGCAUGGCCUUCGUGAUUCUGUUGUACAUCUUGAUCAGCUAUUUGGUCAACAAGCAUGUCAAAGAUGCUAAGAAGGCGAAGUUCAAGAUUCUUGGAAAGGUGCCACGAGGCUUCCAACACGCCGGUGCUCCUGACAUGAACUCUGAGCUGCUCGCUGCUGUCGCCCCAGAUCUACCACUCACCAUCAUCGUUUUGAUCUUGGAGCAUAUUGCCAUCUCAAAAUCAUUUGGCCGUAUCAACAACUACACCAUCAAUCCUUCCCAGGAGCUCGUCGCUGUCGGCUUCACUAACCUCCUCGGUCCCUUCCUCGGCGCCUACCCAGCUACUGGAUCCUUCUCUCGAACAGCCAUCAAGUCUAAAGCUGGUGUCCGCACACCCCUUGCUGGUAUCUUCACGGCUGUGAUCGUUCUCCUGGCAUUGUAUGCACUCACUCGGGUCUUCUUCUACAUUCCUAGUGCUGCCUUGUCUGCCGUCAUCAUCCACGCCGUUGGUGAUCUGAUCACCCCGCCCAACGUCGUCUACCAGUUCUGGGAAACAUCGCCUCUCGAGGUCCUCAUCUUCUUCGGUGGUGUCUUGCUCACCAUCUUCACCAAUAUCGAGAAUGGCAUUUACCUCACCAUGUGCGCGUCCCUCGCACUCUUGCUCUGGCGCCAUCUUAUGGCAAGAGGCGCUUUCCUCGGAAAAGUCCGAAUCUACCGUGCCACGCACGACACCAUUGGCAAGGAGAACGAUGCCUACGGAUCGCAAGGCGGUAAGAUCGCUCGUGAGGCGUACCUGCCCGUGAACCAUCGUGACGGCUCCAACCCCACGCUUGACUUCGAGCAACCUUACCCAGGAGUCUUCAUCUUCCGCUUCGAGGAAGGCUUCACGUACCUCAACCAACAACGUUACAUGGACGCCCUCGUCGGACACGUCCAGCGCGUCGCCCGUCCUACCAAGCUUGACCGCUUCGCAAAGAUCGGCGACAGGCCGUGGAACGACCCGGGCCCACGCCGCGGCAAGCCCGUCAACCUAGAAGACGACCGCACGAUCCUACGCGCCAUCAUCCUCGACUUCAGCAGCGUGAGCCACGUCGACGUGACGUCGAUCCAAGGCCUCGUCGACGUCCGCAACCAGCUCGACCGCUACGCCGCGCCCGAGGUCGUCGAGUGGCACUUCGCCGCCAUCAACAACCGCUGGACCAAGCGCGCCCUCACCACCGCAGGCUUCGGCUACAUCAGCACGGAACGCGUGCGCGCCCGCUCGCACUGGACGCCUGUCUACUCGUUCGCCGCCGUGGGCGACGCCGACAACUCUCCCGAGGCCCAACGCAAACCCGCCGCAGACCUCGAGGCCGGCGCCGACCACAUCCACAGCAGCAACAACGAGAAGAACGCCGCAUUCCCGCCAAAGGUCACGGCCGUCCACGGCCAGAACAGGCCGUACUUCCACGUCGACGUCCAGGCUGCGGUCGAGAGCGCGAUCGCGGGUGUCGAGUCGAAGCUCGCGCAGACGACAAGUACCGAUAGCAACGUCGGCGUCACGCAUGAGCAACCUGACAAGUCGCUUGGUUGAUUUCUCUUUUCAUUGUCUUUUACAUCGUCAUCAUAAUUGCCACAAUAGUCCCUGAUAUUCACGGACAAGAUGAUCGUCUUUUUUAAUCCAAUCACUUAUAUACCACCAUAGCCCAUCUAGCUAGAUAUAUACCAUCCAUACCC
This is a messenger RNA of Aaosphaeria arxii CBS 175.79, 2792 nucleotides long. RefSeq names its product kinase subdomain-containing protein. Gene Ontology annotation, molecular function: secondary active sulfate transmembrane transporter activity. The transcript has 4 exons. Lineage: Eukaryota; Fungi; Ascomycota; Dothideomycetes; Pleosporales. The record is from RefSeq and is a predicted model, not a curated record. Gene Ontology annotation, biological process: transmembrane transport. Gene Ontology annotation, cellular component: membrane. Bases 241 to 2649 code for a protein of 802 amino acids.